Molecule: messenger RNA, 5685 nt
Organism: Plasmodium cynomolgi strain B
Lineage: Eukaryota; Apicomplexa; Aconoidasida; Haemosporida; Plasmodiidae
Exons: 2
Coding region: 1-5391 (1796 amino acids)
Molecular function (GO): protein binding
Source: RefSeq, a predicted model, not a curated record
AUGGGGAAAAGCCUGGCCAGUUCGUUUUUUCGAAAAGGGGCACACCCCCGUGGGGAUCGUAGAGAUAUCAGCAAGGAGGAUUUGCUGACGCGUCAGUGGGAAAAUAAGAAGAAGGAGAAGAGGGAGAAGAAGGAGAAGAAGAAAGAAAUGUCAAGAAGUAAAAGCAGGGGAACAAAUCUGCAGGAAGAGAGAAACCAAAAAAGUACAUACAAACGCAGUGCACAGUAUUCCACCUUGGGGAAAUCUCCCAAUUAUGAGCAACUGAUUAACACCUCGGAUAAGAAGCACUUGUGUAGCUUCUCGUACACCCCCUGCAAAUCGACGCUGUUCUUGUCGAACAACUCGAAUAAAAGGUGCUUUAGAAGGAAGAGCACCGAAGGAAACAGGGGAAGGAGAAAAGGAGGGGAUAAUAAAACGGAUGAGCCAAAAGGUAAUCAAGGAAAGGGAAGAAAAAACAGAGAUGAUGGAAACGGGUCGGACUCGCACAUGGAGUCCGAUUCAGAGUCCAGCUCGGGUGAGGAUGACGAAGAAGAGGAAGAGGAUGACGAAGAGGAGGAAGAGGAUGACGAAGAAGAGGAAGAAUUCGAUGAAGAGGAGGAAGAGCAAGAGGGAGGCGAAUUUGACGUCGGAGAUGAAAACGAGGAAGAGGAGGAGGAAGAGGAGGAGGAAGAGGAGGACGACGACGGGGACGACGAUGAGGACAAUGACGAGGUCGAGGACAAUGACGGGGCGGAGGAGGACGACGAAGAGGAGGAUUACGAAGAAGACGAAUUCGACGUGGACGAGGAAAAUUAUGAUGACGAGGAUGACGAGGUGGGGGAGGAGCAGGACGACGACGCGGAUGAGGAGGCAAACGCUGACGAAGAUAAUGACGAUGGUGAUGAAGACGAUGGUGAUGAAGACGAUGGUGAUGAAGACGAUGGAGAUGACGACGAUGAUGAUGGCGACGAUGAUGAUGGCGAUGAUGAUGACGACGAUGAUGACGGCGAUGGUGAUGACGAUGAGGAUGAUGAGCCUGAGGACGAAACAGAUGAGGAAGAAGAUGAUGAUGACGAGGAUGAUGAACCGGAGGACGAAACCGAUGAGGAAGAAGAUGACGAUGAACCGGAUGAGGAGGAGGAUGACGAGGAUGACGAGGACGACGAUGAGCCGGGUGGCGAGACGGACGAUGAUGACGAAGCAGACGAUGAUGACGAAGCAGACGAUGAUGAGGAAGCAGACGAUGAUGACGAAGCAGAUGAUGACGACGAAGCAGACGAUGACGACGAAGCAGAUGAUGACAACGAAGAUCGGGUAUAUCACAAGGGUCGCAGCAAAAAAGGGAAAAAAAAAGGCAAAAGGGGAAAGGAGCACCAUUUUAAGGACGAAGAAGAAUCGGAAGGGGAAAUGCACAGAGAAGACGACAAACACGAUUAUCAUUACAACCAUAGCAACAGCCAUUAUGAUAAAAAAAAAAAACUGUAUCUAAAGAGAAAGAAUAAAAAAUUUAAGCACAGAUACGUGUACCUGAAUAAUCUAUUCAAAGAUAGCGUGUGUAUAAACACCACGAAUGUAUCCAAUUUUAUAUCAGUAAGUAAGGACAAACUGACUGCUACGUAUAGCGCAUGGGGAAAACACACAGAUAUUGCAUGCGUUCAGGUAAAUAAAUGUGCAUCGAGAGAUUGCAGCAUAUACUAUUUUGAAGUGGAAGUGUUAAGUUGCUCCAACUUCUCCAAAAUUGUGAUAGGCAUGACGAGCAAAAACUACACAAUUAACAAAAACCCAGGAUCUGAAUAUAAUUCCUUUGGAUAUAAAAAUGAUGAUGGGAAAAAAAUUAUCGAUAGCAAAUUAGAAAGCUACAGCAAUGGGUAUACCAAGUAUGACAUAAUCGGGUGUGGGAUCAACUAUUUCGACAACAGUGCCUUUUUUACAAAAAAUGGAAAAUUUCUAGGAAAGGCAUGUAAUGUGAACCCCAAGUAUGAUUAUUAUGCCACUGUUGGAUUGACUACUCUAGGUGACCGAAUCAAAUUUCACCUGAACAAUUUCUACUUUGACAUAUACAAUAUGAUUUACGAAGAAUGUGAAAAGGAAAGGAAAAUCAUUAAGUCUAUUUAUAUUCAGAAAGAUAUUUUUACUGAUGUUAUUAAAUCGCAUUUGAUAAAGUGUGGGUAUUUUAACACGUACAAAUCGUUUGUGGAUUUUAUGGAGAAGCAUAAAAACACGGGGGACAAUGGUAGCAGCGUCGGGGGGUCCUCCAACAGUAAACACUCCCUGGAUAGGUUCUUUGCGGGCCAGGCGGACGCCCCGGGGGGGGAGGGUGAAACAAAAAAGGAUGAAGCGAAAAGGGAUGAAGUAAAAAGGGAUGAAAUAAAAAAGGAUGAAGUAAAAAGGGAUGAAACAAAAAAGGAUGAAAUAAAAAAGGAUGAAAUAAAAAAGGAUGAAGUAAAAAAAGAUGAAGUAAAAAAGGACGAAGCGAAGGACAAACCCACGUGCGACCCCACACACAGCGCAGAUGAUACCCCCAGCACGAGUCGCCCAAGCAGCCAAACAAAGUGCGAGGAACCCCCAACGCACCUUUCACAAACGCAAAGUAGCGAGAAUAAGGACAAUGAUGGGGAAGCCGAGAAACCGAAAGGCGAAUCGGUAGAAGCCGCAAAUGAUCACAUUCAGAAGGAAGAUGAGUCUCUAUCCAAAAGUUGUGCCCACAGCAGUGAGGCACCGAAAAAUGUGAGCCCGCACAAAAUGGAAAGAAAAAAUUCCAAGGAGGAUCAAAAUGACGAAAAAGACAAACACACUUUUAACAAAUUUCUAAUUAAUUACCUAGAUGUGUAUGAAAAACUGAACAAGGAGGAAAGGGGCGAAAGCAGGAACAAAACGGAAGAGGCAAAGCAAGGAGGGGAAACGGGCAACCCGACCAUCACACCAAGUAGUGCACUCAGAAGUGAUCAAAAUGAAGGUGAGGAUAAACAGGCGAGAGAUCCCAAAUCUGGAACUGAUGAGGCGAAAGGGGAUAGCCAUCCAGUGAGCGAUAUUGCGGGAAGUAGCAACAGGGAAGAAAGACCUAACAGCGCGAGUGUCGCAGAUCAGCAGAAGGUGGAAGCGAGCACAGGGGGUGUCCCCCCCCUCACCGAUGCGGCCCCACCAGCCGUUGAACCUCCCCCCUCCGGAGGUGAAAUCCUCCCUUUGAGCCAAGCGCACGGAAAGCAGGACCCCACAGAAGAAGCAGAAAAGCAAACGAUCAGCGAUCUCACGGCCAACAUCCUAAAGAGCUACGAAUUUAGCCCAUACAACUACCCCCACGCAAACUUGCAAAAUACAUUAUGGAUAUCGCGCAAAAGCAGUCUUGGUAAUUUAUUAAACGUAAGAAAAGACUCCAGUACGUUACUACUAAAUCGAUUAAGAGGUAAAAGAAGCCUGAACUUGAAAGAAGAUUUGAAUAUUUUAGCUACAAAUUUUUUUAAUACCAAAAAGGAAGCGAGAAAAAGUGAAAGUGAUAUUAAUAAAAAAAUCCAACUUUUGCUACGAGAAAAAUCAGGGAUGAUUAAAAAUGAAAGUUUAAAAAAAUUAAAUAAAAAAGAAGGAAAGGGGUACCCAGUAGAUAAGGAAUACAUUACGAAAUAUUUUGUCAACCUAUACCUGUCUGACGAUAAGCUAAAAAAAAUGGUGAACUCACUACAAACAAGACACAUCAUACGAAAUAGCAUUCUCAGUGGAAAUAUUAUACAGGUGCUGAAUAUUUUAGAAGAGGAAUAUGCAGAUUUGUUGACGAACGAGAGGGGAAGCUUUCACAUUGCUAUGUUGUACACGCAACAGCUGAUAGAGAUAUUGAAGCCGAAUAAGAAAUUUAUUAAAAAAAUUUCUUUAAGAAAAAAAAAGUGUAAAAAAUUUGGAGCGUAUGAUAUAGAGGAUGAUUUGCUCAGUGAAACGAGUUACAAAACGUAUGAUACUUUAAGUGAUGACCAUUUUUAUGAUGACAUCAAAACGGAUUGCGGGUCUUCCGAUAGUCUACUUUGUGAGAGCUCCAACGAGGAGUAUAGCAAGCACAAUGACAUAGUCCUGAAAUUGGAGAAGCUCAACAGAAGAGGUGGCAACCGCGAGAAGAUUAACAAAAAGGAGACGAUAGGGAGAUAUGACAGACGCCGUCGUAAGAAGUUAGUGGAGCAUCGCGCGAGAAGUAGCUACAAAAGUAGCGACAGCAAUGGGGAUAGAACUGAUGAUAAGGGGGAGAGCAGCGUAAACAGCGGUGAUAACAAGGUGAAGAGGCAAUUUGAGAAGCACCCCGAGAAGCGCCCCGUGAAAGGAUCUUCAAACAACGGAAAGGGGCAACCGUUCGACCCGUCCAACGCAGAAAAGGAAAAAUCGCUUAAGGAAGAUGAACAACUGACGCGGAGCCAAGGGGAUGACAAAAAUGCAGACCUCGCAAAUCACCCCAAAACGGAGGAACGGAAGGGAACAGACACUACAGGGGUGAAUGAAACUUCGAAGAGAAAUUUUCAACUAAACAAUGAUGACCUUGCGAAGGAAAAAAAAAUCGAAAGAAUGAUAUACAGAAGCAUGAGAUCAAAUUACGAUGAAGAAUUUUUUGAAACGAAUAACUUGCAAGAAGAGUAUGAACAGCAUUACAAUAAACUGUCCAAAGAAUACGAAUUUUUUGAGGAGGAUAAUCCUUACAAAAAUAAAAAUAGAAAACAAUAUUUCAGAAAGGGGACAUAUGGAAAAAAGAGGUACCCAAAGAAAGCGCACACAUUUUCAAGCUCAAGUGACGGUGAUGAUAGCACCUCCGAUUGUGACAGUAAUGACUCGAACUUUAAUGAAAAGCAUUACGAAUUUAAUGACAUAAAUUUCGAUCAGAUAUAUCAAUAUAUAUAUAAAAAUAAAUCUCCAAAUAGGGAAGACGUAAAAUUUAAAAAGGAUCAUUUGUAUUUAGCCCUGUUAUGGAUUCGAGAAAAAUUGUCCCAUUUUAACAAGUCGCGACAGGUGAACGUACGCCAGUGUAUCCUAGACACAACUUCCCUGAUUGCUUAUCAUAAGCCGUACAAGGAGAGACUCGUUCGCAUGUUCUUCUCUAAAAACAGAAAUUUGCUGACGUUCAGUUCCGUCAACGAGGGCAUACUGGGUACCAUUCGUGCAUUCGAGGGCCGCCUAUGCCUGAAGGUCCCCGUGUACUCCCCCCUGGAAAUUAUGGUGAAGCAUCUCAUUCUGUGCAGAAACUUGCUGCGAGAAAAAAAGGGAAACAUCGGGAUCAAGUACGACUGCCGCUACGUGUGCCAGCCGUACAAACGAUACAUGAUAAAAGUUAAAAACAACAAAAAGAAGCGAAGAUACUUCAAGGAAGCAACGAAGCAAAAGAAUGAGAAGGGAUCCCUAAACGGAAAAAUUAUUGAAGAUAACAGGUUAUCCAUUUUUCAGUAAAUUCGGCUCGAGCAGCUGUCGUUUUUUUUUUUUUUUUUCUUUUUCCACUUUGUUUCACCGUACAUGUGCAAAUGCGUCGCAUGUGUUGUUCCGAGUGCUUUUAGAACUCGAUUCUGGUUUUAAAUUGUCCCCCCCUAGCGCUGUGCUGAAGAAAGGCGCGCACGGGCAUGUAUAUGUAUUGUAUAUGUAUAUGCACCCACCUAUGUGUACAUGUGCACCCUUUAGCAAAUUAAUAACAUGUAGAAACAGCAUCCCUGGCAAGGUUUUUAUACCGUUUUUUUAAAACUAAAAUUU